GUAGAAACUGAAAGCAAUCUUAAGCAUACCAGGUGCAGAGCACAAUACAGUAGCCAUGAAUGACAUUGCACAGAAAACUGAGACUCACUGAACAGGAACAAAAGCAGGAACAAAAACUAUUGGCUUAGGUGGAAAAUAUGAAACAUGGAAUGUUUUCAGCCAGUUUUCUCAGCAUUACUGUAUUGAGAGCAUUCCUGUAGUCACGACAGUAGAAAAAGAGAACACUUCACCGUAGUUCUGAAAAGGGGGAACCUCUCCUACUGUUUGGACACGCACAGAGUUAAGCAUUGGCAAAGAAGUGUCCAGUAGCUGUAUCGAUAUCAGAGUCCUGCGAGUCCAGUGAUCUUGACACUUUCUAACAUAAAAUCACCGGACUUCUGAGUUUCUCUCAGUAUUAAAAAAAUUCUGCUUUCUUCAUCUAAACCCGUCCAAAAAUCCUAUGUACCCAAGCUUCACAAGGGUGAUGUAAAGGAUAAAUUUGAAGCUAUGCAGAAAGCAAGGGAAGAAAGAAAUCAAAGGAGAUCUAGAGAUGAAAAGCAAAGAAGAAAAGAACAAUAUGUUAGAGAGAGAGAAUGGAACAGGAGAAAGCAGGAGAUGAAAGAACUGCUUGGAUCUGAUGAAGACGAUGAUGCAAAAUCAUCUAAAAUAGAAAAAGGUUAUGUUCCAAAGCUAAUAGGAACCGUUAAAGGCAAGUUUGCAGAAAUGGAGAAGCAAAGGCAAGAAGAAGAAAGAAAAAGAAUGGAAGAAGAAAGAAAGCGCAGAAUUGAACAAGAUAUGAUUGAGAAAAGAAAAAUUCAAAGAGAAUUAGCAAAAAAAGCACAGGAGAUUGAUGACUUUAACAAUACGGGAACUGAAUCAGCAGCAGAGGAAGGGGAUGAUUCACUGCUAGUUACAGUAGUGCCUGUAAAGCCCACCAAAACACCUGGGAAGAUGAAAAUAAAUUUUGAGAACACGGGAAAGGAGAGAGCAGAACAAAGAGAGAGACAGGAUGAAGAACUGAAGCUAAAAUAUGAGGAACAAAAACAAUUCCUUGAGGAAACCAAGGGCCUUUCAUUUGUCAUGGGUGAAAAUGAAGACAAUGAAACACAAGAGCCUCUGUCUCCUGGUAAGCUGAAAGUAACAUUUGAAGAACUUGAAAGACAAAGACAGGAAAAUCAAAGGCGGCAAGCAGAGGAAGAAGCAAGACAGCGUUUAGAAGAGGAAAAACGUGCCUUUGAAGAAGCUAGACAGCGAAUGAUAAAUGAAGGUGACGAUGAAGAAUCUGAGAAUUCUGUUAAAGAAUUCCGUCCUGGUAAACUCAGACUCAGUUUUGAGGAGAUAGAAAGACAGAGGAGAGAAGAGGAAAAGAGGAAAGCAGAAGAAGAUGCAAGACGACGCAUAGAAGAGGAGAAAAGAGCAUUUGCUGAAGCAAGGAAGAACAUGGUACCUUCAGGAUGUAUCGUUAAUGCUCUGAAUUUCCAGCAGGUGCUGGAUGAUGAAUCACCAGAAAUGUUUAAAACAGUUUCUCAAGAAUCUCUCAUACCCGGUAAACUGGAAAUUAAUUUUGAGGAGUUGCUGAGACAAAAAAUGGAAGAAGAAAAGAGACGCACAGAAGAAGAGCGUAGGCAAAAGUUGGAAAUGGAAAAGCAAGAAUUUCAACAGUUGAGACAAGAAAUGGGAGAGCUGGAAGAAGAGUUUGAAACUUUUGAGCUAAGCAAAGAAUAUGAAGAAUUAAUAAAGCUAAAAAGAAGUGGUUCUAUUCAGGCAAAGAACUUAAAAAGCAAGUUUGAAAAAAUAGGACAAUUGUCUCAAGAAGAAAUACAGAAGAAGAUUGAAGAAGAGCGAGCUAAGAGAAGGGCAAUGGAUGAAGAAAUAAGAGAAAGGGAAGCUGAAAAAUUUCAAGAGGAUGAUGAGGUAGAUGUGAGACCAGCCAAGAAAUCUGAGGCUCCGUUUACUCAUAAAGUAAACAUGAAGGCCCGUUUUGAGCAAAUGGCAAGAGCCAGGGAAGAAGAGGAGCAGAGGAGAAUUGAAGAACAGAAAUUACUACGCAUGCAGUUUGAACAAAAAGAAAUUGAUGCGGCGUUACAGAAGAAAAGGGAGGAGGAAGAAGAAGAAGAGGGAAGCAUUAUUAAUGGUUCUACUUGCGAAGAUGAGGAGGAUCAAGCUCGAUCUGGAGCUCCCUGGUUCAAGAAGUCACUGAAAAACACAUCAGUUGUUGAUGGCGAGCCAGUGAGAUUUACAGUUAAAAUUACUGGAGAACCAAAGCCUGAAGUUACAUGGUGGUUUGAGGGGGAAAUGUUGCAGGACUCUGAGGACUAUCAAUAUAUUGAAAGAGGAGAAACCUAUUGCCUUUACUUGCCAGAAACCUUCCCAGAAGAUGAAGGGGAAUAUAUGUGUAAAGCAGUCAACAACAGAGGCACAUCUGCUAGCACCUGUAUUCUCACCAUUGAAACUGAUGACUACUAAUGCUCUACUUUAGCUGGAAUCCUUCUUCCUCUCAAAACUUUCUUAUUGCAUCAUCUCUUUCUCUGAUGGGGCCAACUAAAGAAAGCAAUGAUAUGCAGAUUUGUCAUUCCUGCAUCAGAUAAGAAUAACCUUCAAAUUGGGAGAGUGUCCAGGUUCCUUGCUCAAUACAAAGAUUAGUAUUAAAGGCUAAAAAGAAGGAAUCAAUGUAUGAAAGAUCAACUAAAGGAAAAAGCUGAAUUAUAAUAGUGCUCCCACAUUUGAAGACCAACUGUUGCGUAAUAGUAUAAAGCUAAAUACACAAUCUGGAAACUUGUGUAGUAGUGUAAAUCUAUUGGUAUAUUUUGCAUGAACACUGAGUAUUUAAGCUGUUUUACUUUAUCCCAGAGGCAUUGAACUGGCAAAAGGAAAUACUUAUUGAUGAUUUUCAAAAACCCCAGUGUACUAUUUUUAAAGAAUAAAAGAUUACAUAACUGCUCA
Aptenodytes forsteri (emperor penguin) is the source of this 2922-nucleotide messenger RNA. RefSeq names its product nexilin F-actin binding protein (gene NEXN). NCBI's taxonomy places the organism in Eukaryota, Metazoa, Chordata, Aves, Sphenisciformes, Spheniscidae. Gene Ontology annotation, molecular function: cell-cell adhesion mediator activity. Gene Ontology annotation, cellular component: plasma membrane; axon. Gene Ontology annotation, biological process: axon guidance; dendrite self-avoidance; mitochondrial fusion. The transcript is spliced from 14 exons. Bases 487 to 2445 code for a protein of 652 amino acids. The record is from RefSeq and is a predicted model, not a curated record.